Messenger RNA from Rhincodon typus (whale shark), 1374 nucleotides. Its product is annotated as solute carrier family 2, facilitated glucose transporter member 11-like. Gene Ontology annotation, biological process: monosaccharide transmembrane transport. The record is from RefSeq and is a predicted model, not a curated record. Gene Ontology annotation, molecular function: hexose transmembrane transporter activity. Gene Ontology annotation, cellular component: membrane. The annotation marks the transcript as partial. Lineage: Eukaryota; Metazoa; Chordata; Chondrichthyes; Orectolobiformes; Rhincodontidae. The transcript is spliced from 11 exons.
CCAAACGUGAGACAGGAAAACUUAUCUCGCCUCACUGCCAGAAGACCAGUUGCUGUUUUCAGGGGAAUCUGUUCCAAAAAGCUCCAUAGAAGGAAGUUUAUAUUCUUCAUCUUUGCUGUAGGAAUUGGUGGGAGUUUCCAGUUUGGGUUCAAUAUAUCUGCCAUCAACCCACCAUCGGAGCAUAUUAAGAACUUCAUCAAUGAAACAUGGAUUGAGAGACAUGAAACACCAUUACAGGAAUAUUCAUUGAUGCUCGUUUGGUCCUUCAUUGUAUCUGUAUACCCCAUCGGAGGACUGGUAGGAGCACAAUUUGCUGCUGCUUUAACGCUAAAGUAUGGAAGAAAGAAAUCCCUGCUUUGUAAUGACAUUGUGACAAUUGUGGCUGCGCUAAUAAUGGGCUUCAGCAAGAUGGCAAGGUCAUUCGAGAUGAUUGUGGUGGGAAGAUUCCUGUAUGGACUUAAUAUUGGUAUUGGAUUAGUAGCUCAUGGCCUAUACCUUGGAGAAAUUGCACCGAAGGAACUGCGAGGUGCCGUGUGUAUGACCCGAGCUGUAUUUGUUGCCUUUGGGAAAUGGAUGGGUCUGGUAAUUGGACUCAGGCAAAUUCUAGGCAAUGAAAAUACCUGGCACUUACUGCUAGCCUUCAGUGGACUGCCUGCCCUGAUACAGCUCGUCACAUUGCCAUGGUUCCCCGAGAGCCCCAGAUAUCUACUCAUGGAGAGAGGAGACACAGCUCUCUGCGUCAAUGCUCUACGAAGACUGUGGGGUCCAGGCGAUUUCACUGAGGAGGUUGAAGACAUGUUGGCAGAACAGGCGCAGAUUCAGGGGACGAGCAAAAAGAGCAUCGUACAGCUAGUCAGAGACAAAACGAUACGAUGCCAGGUCCUGACGGCCGUGGCUGUCAGUACUGGUAUGCAGCUAAGUGGUGUCAAUAUUAUCUACUUUUACGCUUCUGAUGUUUAUCAUCAACUUGGAAUCUCCAAGGAAAAUAUCCCUUUCGUGGGAAUAGGAUCAAGUGGGAUUGAAAUGUUGACUUCAGUGAUGUGUGGAUUCAUUAUCGAGCGUGCAGGAAGAAAGGUUCUGUUAUGGAAAGGUUACUGCUUCAUGGCAUUUUGGAUACUACUACUGAUCAUUACACUCUCUCUGAAGGAAAGAUUCUCCUGGAUUCCAUAUUGUAGCCUGGUCUUCAUCUUCGCUUACAUCCUGACUUUCGGAAUGGGACCAGGUACUGUCAGCGGAGUCUUACCACUGGAACUAUUCACUCAACCCAACAGAUGCAUUGCCUUAGUGGCUGCGAACUCACUGCAGUGGCUAUCCCUCUUUGUUCUGGGACUGGUUUUCCCUUUCAUUAUUGUAAGUCGAAUUUCCAUCAUUUAG